AUGAAGUGCUGGAUUUACCCCGGAGACGCUGAGAAAAGGGAGAGAGGCUCGCAAAACCUGGUCCUGACCCAGCAGACACUACACUGGCCACUGUGGGAAGUGGUAUGGAGGGAUGCGGCCGCUGUGGACUCAACUCCAGUGGUGCUGGAGCCGGGUCAGGGAUUUCCAAAGAAGCGCGCCGUUCUCUGUGUGGGAAGGUCAUACCUGUGCGACGGAGCGUCUCGGGGUGUGGAGACAAUGCACCUGGUACCGUAA
Molecule: messenger RNA, 255 nt
Organism: Knipowitschia caucasica
Lineage: Eukaryota; Metazoa; Chordata; Actinopteri; Gobiiformes; Gobiidae
Source: the annotation of a GenBank genome assembly